Sinocyclocheilus rhinocerous is the source of this 3495-nucleotide messenger RNA. It is a transcript of the gene fstl4, whose product is annotated as follistatin-like 4. The transcript has 15 exons. The record is from RefSeq and is a predicted model, not a curated record. Gene Ontology annotation, cellular component: extracellular region. Gene Ontology annotation, biological process: regulation of BMP signaling pathway; multicellular organism development; cell differentiation. Gene Ontology annotation, molecular function: calcium ion binding; protein binding. Bases 172 to 2634 code for a protein of 820 amino acids. NCBI's taxonomy places the organism in Eukaryota, Metazoa, Chordata, Actinopteri, Cypriniformes, Cyprinidae.
GAAAUAGGGUGAGCUGGAAUAGCGGGUCACUCUCAGUUGAAGGAUGGAGUGAGAGCGGGUGUGUUCUUUCCUUCGCCUGGACUGUGAGGGUCUGUGAGUCUCUGGACACCUAUAACGCGCAUCUCACGCAGCAUUUCUGUCUCCGCGCAGGAACACGACAGGCUGACGCUGAUGGGCUUCUUGGGCGUUUGGGCUUUGUCCGUCCUGCUCGGAUCUUCCCUAUGGCUGGCUUAUGGAGUCCGAGCCAGUGCUGGAUCUGGAGCUACAGUAAAGGAGCUUCAGGAGGGACUUCAGCAAUAUGGAGGAGCUGAAAAUAAAGUCAAGCAAAAUGGGGGUCCGUGCAGGAGGGCAUACUGUGGCCGGGGUCGGGAGUGUGUGGUCAGGGAAGAAACGGGCCGUGCCGAGUGUGUGUGCCAGGAAAGCUGCCACACUUCGUUUGUGCCCGUGUGUGGCUCUGACGGACGUUUUUAUGAAAACCACUGCAAGCUUUACCGCACUGCUUGCCUGCAGCGGAGGAGAAUCUAUGUGGUCCACAGCAAAGACUGCCUUUUCAAAGGAGACACGUGCACCAUGGCGGAGUACAACAAGCUGAAGAGCAUGCUGCUGGACAUGCAGCCCAGGACCUCCAUAGACGAGCAAGCAAACGCCAUGGACCAGAGGAGGAUCCUAGUGGACACAAUGUUCAAGUAUAUAGACAGAAACCAGGACGGCCGUCUGAGCAGUGAGGAGCUGGCAGAGAUCUCCAUAAAGGAGCAUUUAGAAAAUAUCUUAUUGGAGUGCACCAUGCAAGACCUCCUGCGUUACGACGAUUACAACAACGAUGGUCACCUGACCCUUCAGGAGCUCUACACAGCCUUCCAGGUCGUUCAGCUCAGUCUAGCUGAUGACAAGCGUCUGAGCAUCACAACAGUGACCGUAGGCCUGAGCGCCGUGAUGUCCUGCGCCAUUCAGGGCACCCUGAGACCACCCAUCAUCUGGAAGAGAAACGGCAUCAUCCUCAACUUCCUGGAUCUGGAGGAUAUAAAUGACUUUGGCGAUGACGGCUCGCUCUACAUUACUAAGGUGACUACGAUUCACAUGGGGAACUACAGCUGUCACGCAUACGGCUAUGAGGAGCUGUCCCAGACCCACGUGCUCCAGGUGAAUGUGCCUCCAGUAAUCCUGGUGUAUCCGGAGACUCAGGCCCAGGAACCCGGCGUCGCUGCCAGCCUGCGCUGUCAUGCAGAUGGUAUUCCAAACCCCAAACUCACCUGGCUAAAGAACGGCCUGGACCUGCAGCCGCACGGAUCCAAGCAGAUUUCACUUCUCGCUAAUGGCAGUGAGCUUCACAUCGGUAGUGUGCGUUAUGAAGACACUGGUGCUUAUACCUGCAUCGCUAGAAACGAGGUUGGCGUGGAUGAAGACAUCUCAUCUCUGUUUGUGGAAGACUCGGCACGAAAGACACGGCUCAGUGUGGGGAACAUGUUCUACGUGUUCUCCAGUGAAGGGAUCACCGUACUGCAGCCCGGCAACUGUGAGAUUCGCAGACGCAUCCCGCGGACAGAGAGGAUUCUGGGUAGUUAUGAAGAACUGUGUCCCAGCAGCACGGGCGUCUCUUCACAGGAGUGUGUAUGGGCAUCUGCGGUCAGCGUGAGGGACAAGUACGUGUACGUGUCUCAGCCACAUCAGAACAGACUGCUGCUGAUCGACACACAGGCGCAGAGAGUCGUGCAGGCUGUGGAAACGGACGCCAUGCCCGUCAAACUCUUCUACGACAAAUCUCACGAUCAGCUGUGGCUGUUGAGCUGGAGAGACCUGCUGAAGUCUCGCUCUACACUGCAGGUGAUCACUUCUGCCAGCACGGUGGAGCAGCGUCAGAUCAUCCGUACUCCAUUUGAAGGAGUGGAGGACUUCUACAUCCCUCCCACCAACCUCAUUAUCACCCACGUAAGGUUUGGCUUUGUCUACUUAAAAUCGGAGCCCGCGGUGCAUAAAAUUGACCUUGAGACCCUCCGUCUCGUCAAGACCAUCAGUCUGAAGAACUACAGCUGUAUCCCAGCCAGCAUGGCCUACACUCAUUUAAGCGGCUACUAUUUCAUCGAGUGCCAAGUCGAGGACCGUUCGGCCCCGAGCUCACAGCUUCUCAUCGACAGCGUAAGCGACGCGGUCAUUGGACCCAAUCCCAACAUCAACGGCCAACCGUUCAUCUCUCCAGAUGGCCGCUUCGUCGUCUCCGUGGACAAGCGACACGGAAAGCUCCAAGUCCAGACCAUCUCCUUCAGCGGCGAGUUGCGGACCGGCCACGAAGCGGACGUCUCGAUUCCCCUCGCAGACUUGGAGUUUCAGCCGUCCUUCACGGAGGCCAACAAGUACAUGAUCGUGGCCUCUUCGGCGCAGGGCUCCAAGCUGGUUUUCUCGGACCUGGCUUCAGGAAGAACGAAAGCCCUCGAGGAUGUCAAGGAUCCUAUUCCAGCCAGCAGCUGGCCUUGGGGAGACGCCAACAGGGUGGUGGUCUCCAGCGGGGUGUUCGGACGCUACUUGGUCACGUCGUCGGCCGAGUCCCUGUUCGUUCUGGACGGCAAACAGAGCGGCCCUCACUGUGAGGUGUCAGACGUCAAGAGAGGGAACACAGUGGUCUGGGUGGGCGAGGUAUGAGCGGCGUACCGCGGGCCGGUUCUGCAGAGGAUUGCGUCGGCCGACUGGGCAAAAGCUUGGGAAAACCUUUAAGGGAUGCGAACGGACUCGAUCCUAGUAGUGAGUUAAAUGAACACACAUGCGGGUUUCUGUAUAGGUACACACACAUACACACACAUUCAACGACAAGAAACCUUAAACAACAAGGGAACGAACGAAGACACCCUUUCAGUGCAACAGUGAACUAAUUUGAUGAUUUUUUGCACUUCCUUGUUAGCAGAAAUAGCGUUAAGCAGCAGACAGGUUAGGUAAUGACUGAACUAUGCACAAUGCUUUUUAAAGUUUGAGUGUUUUUCUUUCUUUUUUUUCUCAGUGUGUUCACUUGUUAUAUAUAGUCACUGCAGGAAAUGUGUCCGUCAGUGUCAUGUCUCAUUUUUGUCAAUGUAUAAAACUGUGUUGUUUGCCUCAUCCCAGUGUUUCUGAUCACACAAUUCAACAGCUUUUGUUUUACAGUUAUUAGUACUGUUACAGUAACAUUUUGCAUUUUCCUUUUUGUAAUGAGGUGAGUACUUUCUUCUCAUCCUCAGUGCUCUCUGUGUGUGUGUUUGUUUUUGUGGAGCUACACUUUGGGGACACCGUCGCCUCCAAACGUUUGCUAAAGCUGACCUCCCUUUGGGGACAACAUAUAGGACAAAUCCUAUAUUACAUAUUUGUUUUUUAAUUAAAUAAUUUCUUUUAGAAUUACGGUGUGUGUGUUGGUCAAGUUUUGAUCAAAUGUCCCCACCACAAGGAUAGUAAACCAUUGUGUGAAGCAGGAAAACGGUUUAAUAAACAUACUACAUAAUGUCUUAAUGAAAAUGUCCAAAUGCAGAGGUUUGUGUA